AUGAGUAGAAAAGUUAUUCUCGUGCUCCUCACCAGUUGGGUUUGUGGAAUACAAUGCCAGAACAUAACAGAGGCACACUUGCAAGAAAUCCGUACGGAUAUCCAUCGAAUGGAAGAGAAAGCAAGAGCAAUGCAUCAGAAAGCUUUGGCUGAAGCCGAUGGCGAUUUUCGAAACUUGUCGAAUCAUAUCAACACCACCACGGUUGAUUCAAUGUCAACACAAACCCCAAAACAAGGAAACGGGUUGGAUGGUUUGAUCCCUAAAGAAUCAUGUGGCGCUGUAGAUUGUAAUAACCGAGGAACUUGCAUUGGAACGAAGUCAACUUACCUUUGUGCGUGUUCCAUCGGUUUUUCCGGGAAGAAUUGCGAAGAUACCAUUUGUGAUUCUGCUCGAGAUUGUAAUGGACGAGGAAUCUGUUUAGGAACAACUACAACCCUAACCUGCUUAUGUAACAUCGGCUAUACAGGAAAACGUUGUGAAACGUUAAUCCAUUGA
This is a messenger RNA of Auanema sp. JU1783, 495 nucleotides long. Lineage: Eukaryota; Metazoa; Nematoda; Chromadorea; Rhabditida; Rhabditidae. The record is from the annotation of a GenBank genome assembly.